Molecule: messenger RNA, 1290 nt
Organism: Cuscuta epithymum
Lineage: Eukaryota; Viridiplantae; Streptophyta; Magnoliopsida; Solanales; Convolvulaceae
Source: the annotation of a GenBank genome assembly
AAUCCUCACGUAGCAAGGGUCAAACCCAAACCUCUGCUCAGCCAUCGCUGCCCAAUCGCGCCGCAGCAAAAGAAGCUAACCGGAGCUAGGAGGGCCCCGACGGCGACAGCCACUGUGAGUGGCGGCUCCCGACACCUGGAGAGGGAAGAGAGAACAACCAGGAGUUAUUUUUCAUCAUUUUACUUACGAUGAUUGUCUUCUAAUUACAGGUGAAGCACUCUAAGCCAGUCUCACAAUGUUUCUUCGCCGGGUUGCUACAAAGUUGCCUCAACCAACCAGGUUCUUUUGCAAUGCUAGUAACCAUGAUAUUUCCAAUGCUAUUGCAGAACUUAACAAGGAAAUGGAAUCCAUAUUUGGUGAACCUCCCCCAGCUAGUCUUUCAGGCCAUGCCAGAAACCAGGAUGCUACAAUAGAGUCCAUCUCUCUCCCACCAGAUGUCCAUGAAAAUGACUUAAGGUUGACUCACAUUGGCAGCACAGGUGAGGCAAAAAUGGUAGACGUAUCCAGUAAAGAGGAUAGCAAUAGAGUGGCAGUUGCUAGCUGCAAGGUCAUUUUGGGAAGGAAAGUGUUCGACCUUGUUUCAGCCAACGAGAUGGGGAAAGGAGACGUUCUUGGUGUGGCUAAGAUAGCUGGAAUCUGCGGGGCAAAGGAGACGAGCAGAAUCAUCCCACUGUGCCACAAUAUUAACUUGAUGCAUGUCCGAGUGGGUUUGACUUUGAACCCUGAAGAUUCGAGUGUUGAGAUAGAAGGGGAAGUGGCCACAUGCGGACAGACCGGAGUGGAGAUGGAGGCCUUGACGGCAGUGACUGUAGCUGGCCUGACGGUAUAUGACAUGUGCAAAGCAGCUUCAAAAGACAUCCAGAUUACAAAUGUAAAGCUUGAACGGAAAAGUGGCGGGAGGACUGGUGAUUGGUCCCGAGAGAAAUGAUUAUUAUUUGUCUAGAAGAUGGGACAUUUUUUCAAAUAUUUAUUGGGGAUAAUAGUUUUGCAAUAAAGAGGUGGGAAAUUUGUGGAAUUGGUCAUGAGUUGAGAAAUCUAAGCUCCAAGAUUUAAAUUGAACACUUGGUGUAAGCAGAACAAGAACUGUCCGGUUGAUAUGUGGUUGAUAGCAUGUCAAAAGGUACACAUUGAAGGAAAAUGGUAAUAAGGGUAGAUGAGUUCUAAGUUCUAACAAGAGUUCUACAAUUUCUGAGAUACUUUUGAACUUUUAAAAGUUAGAGAAAUUUAUUAUUUUAGUUAUGUAAUUUUCGAUUGUGCAACUUGACUUGCAUGUAGAUUUAUUUUUGCAAC